ACUUCCUGUGUCACUGUGCACAUGUGGUAAACAAGCGUCCGUGUGUGUGGGAGUGUGGAGCAUGGACUUUUCUAAAAAGUGGAGUAAUUUACCCACAGGUCCGAGUCUGAAGAACCUGACCCAGGGCGGGUUCGGUGUCCUCAAGGAGACUCAACAUGAGGCGGUUCAGGACCUGACGAAAGCCCAAAUCGAGUCUUUCGACCAGGCUGUCACCAGCGGACUGAUCCGGGUCGUGCAGGCCAUCCCUCCCCUGGAGUUCGCUGUAAAAAAUGACAGGAUCAGCCUUUCGUUCGUCGAGGCCUCCAUCAACAACCCGGUGGUUGCCAAAGGGAACGUCUGCAGGGACAUGAGGGUGUUUCCUGCAGAGUGCAGAGGCAGGAGAUGCUCGUACAAAGGAAAGCUUGUGGCUGACGUCAGCUGGUCAGUCAAUGGAGUUCCCAAAGGCAUCAUCAAACAGUCCCUGGGUCAGGUGCCAGUCAUGGUGAAGUCCAAACUGUGCAACCUCCAUGCUAUGUCUCCGAAAGAGCUAGUUGAACACCAUGAAGAAGCAGAGGAAAUGGGAGGUUAUUUCAUCGUGAAUGGAAUCGAGAAGGUGAUCCGAAUGCUGAUCAUGCCAAGGAGGAACUAUCCUAUUGCCAUGUCAAGACCUAAGUGGAAGAGCAGGGGCCAGGGCUACACUCAGUAUGGUAUAUCUAUACAUUGUGUGAAGGAAGAGCACACAGCCAUCAACAUGAACCUCCAUUAUCUGGAAAACGGGACUGUGAUGCUGAACUUCAUCUACCAAAAAGAGCUCUUCUUCCUCCCACUAGGCUUUGCGCUCAAGGCCUUGGUGGACUUCACAGACUUCCAGAUCUUCCAGGAGCUGAUCAAGGGCCGCGAGGACAAUUCCUUCUACAAGAGCUGUGUGUCGGAGAUGCUGCGUAUCGUCAUGGAGGAGGGCUGCACCACCCGCAGCAAGGUGCUCAGCUACCUCGGAGAGCGCUUCAGGGUUAAGAUGAACCUUCCUGAGUGGUACACAAACGAGCAGUGUGCCAACUACUUGAUAGAGGAGUGCAUCUGUAUCCACCUGAAGUCCAAUGCGGAGAAGUUCUACCUGCUCUGUCUAAUGACCCGGAAGCUUUUCACAUUUGCCAAGCAGGAGUGCAUGGAGGAGAACCCCGACAGCAUCAUGUGUCAGGAAGUGCUCACUCCUGGUCAGCUCUACCUCAUGUUCCUGAAGGAGAGAGUGGCUGCCUGGCUGGUGUCUGUAAAGCUGGCCUUUGACAAGAGAGGCAGCAGAAUAAAUGGAGGAUGGAACGCUGAAAACAUUAUAAAGCUUUUCAACAUGGGCGGUGAUAUAACCAAACCUUUUGAAUUUCUGCUGGCUACCGGGAACCUCAGCUCCAAGACAGGUCUCGGCAUGCUGCAGAGCACAGGUCUGUGUGUCGUGGCCGACAAGCUCAACUUCAUCCGCUACCUGUCCCACUUCCGCUGCGUGCACAGAGGAGCAGCGUUCGCCAAGAUGAGGACCACCUCUGUUCGUAAGCUGCUGCCUGAGUCCUGGGGCUUCCUGUGUCCCGUCCACACCCCGGACGGAGAGCCUUGUGGCCUCAUGAAUCACAUGACAGCCAGCUGUGAGAUCGUGGCACCAACCUCGUCCACCACGUCCCUGCCUGCUCUGCUAUGUUCCCUCGGUGUCUGUCCCGUGGAUGGAUCCCCUGGUCAACCCUUUGCAGACUGCUACCCUGUAGUGCUGGACGGGGCCGUGGUCGGCUGGUUGGAGGCUGAAUUAGCUCCAGUUGUGGUUGACUCGCUCCGUAGGUUCAAGGUACUGAGAACAAACAAGAUCCCUCCUUGGACUGAGAUCGUCCUGGUGCCCAAGACAGGCAAGGCCAGCUUGUACCCAGGCCUCUUCCUCUUCACAACGCCCUGUCGCAUGGUUCGGCCCGUACGCAAUUUAGCUCUUGGAAAAGAGGAGUUAAUUGGCACCUUUGAACAACUUUAUACCAAUGUGGGCAUCUUUGAGGGGGAGAUCGAGCCCGGUGUGACCACACACCAGGAACUGUUCCCUCACAGCAUGCUGAGCGUGGUGGCCAACUUCAUCCCCUACUCAGAUCACAACCAGAGUCCUAGGAACAUGUACCAGUGUCAGAUGGGUAAGCAGACUAUGGGUUUUCCCCUGCACUCGUUCACGGACCGCUCAGAUAACAAGCUGUACCGGCUCCAGACCCCACAAAGCCCGCUGGUCAGGCCCUACAUGUACGACCACUACAACCUGGACAACUACCCCAGCGGCACAAACGCCAUUGUGGCCGUCAUAUCCUACACAGGCUAUGACAUGGAAGAUGCUAUGAUUUUGAACAAGUCCUCUUGGGAGAGAGGCUUCGCCCAUGGAAGCAUUUACAAGACUGAGCUGGUGGAUCUGGCCGACAAGGUGAAGGGAGAGGACGGCGUGGUGUUUGGGACCAAGCCAGGUGAUCCUAAGGUGGACGGAAGGCUGGACGGCGAUGGACUACCUCACAUUGGAUCGACACUUAAAUAUGGAGACCCCUACUACAGCUACAUCAACCUCAACACGGGCCAGACCUCCAUCAACUACUACAAGAGCCAAGAAUCCUCUGUAGUCGACAAUAUAAAGAUCUGCAGCAACGACAACGGCUCAGGCUAUUUCAAACGAGUUUGCAUCACCAUACGAGUGCCACGAAACCCCACCAUCGGGGACAAGUUUGCCAGUCGCCACGGGCAGAAGGGCAUCCUGAGCCGCCUGUGGCCGACUGAGGACAUGCCCUUCACAGAGAGCGGCAUGACUCCCGACAUCCUCUUCAACCCCCACGGCUUCCCCUCCCGUAUGACCAUCGGGAUGCUCAUCGAGAGCAUGGCCGGCAAGUCCGGCUCCCUGCACGGGCUGAGCCACGACGCCACACCCUUCACCUUCUCUGAGGAGAACUCUGCUCUAGAGUACUUUGGUAAAAUGCUCCGGGCUGGAGGUUACAACUAUUAUGGCACAGAGCGGCUCUACAGUGGCCUGAGCGGUCUGGAGCUAGAGGCUGACAUCUUCAUCGGGGUCGUCUACUACCAGCGGUUGCGUCACAUGGUCUCUGACAAAUUUCAAGUGAGGACCACAGGAGCGCGAGACAAGGUGACCAACCAGCCGGUGGGAGGGAGGAACAUCCAGGGAGGCAUUCGUUUUGGAGAGAUGGAGCGAGACGCCCUUUUGGCGCACGGCUCGUCCUUCCUGCUUCAGGAUCGGCUCUUCAACUGCUCGGACCGAUCAGUAGCUCAGGUGUGCAUUGACUGUGGCAGCCUCAUCUCCCCUCUGUUAGAGAAACCACCUCCCUACUGGUCGUCCAUGCGCCACCGUAAGACUGUGUGCAGCCUGUGUGGCAAAAGUGACUCUAUUGACUCGGUGUCUGUUCCUUACGUCUUCCGCUACUUUGUUGCUGAGCUAGCAGCGAUGAACAUCAAAGUCAAAUUAGAUGUAAAGUAAAUUUUACAGGAGAAUGAGUAGAUACCUGCCUUAAAUAUGACAGUACAAAUCAGAAGGAAUUUGUUUUAUGAAUCUGCUUUUGUUUUGUUAAAAUGUGUCUCAGUAAAGCUGCUUGAAUGAACCAUGCUUCAGAUCAAAUAUAGUGCACAGACAUGAUGUGUAUAAAAAGCAGCCAAAUACCCGAGACGCUCAACUGCUUUGUCCAGCAUUUUAUUAGCAGAGACUUUGGAGAAUUGACCAGCCUGCGAUGGGGAGAAUGUACUGACGCAUUCUGUUGAGGUGUAUACAAAUAAAAGUUUUUUAUACAGUCA
This is a messenger RNA of Platichthys flesus (European flounder), 3777 nucleotides long. It is a transcript of the gene polr1b, whose product is annotated as RNA polymerase I subunit B. Gene Ontology annotation, cellular component: RNA polymerase I complex; nucleus. Gene Ontology annotation, biological process: DNA-templated transcription. The transcript has 15 exons. The record is from RefSeq and is a predicted model, not a curated record. Lineage: Eukaryota; Metazoa; Chordata; Actinopteri; Pleuronectiformes; Pleuronectidae. Gene Ontology annotation, molecular function: DNA binding; ribonucleoside binding; DNA-directed RNA polymerase activity. Bases 62 to 3466 code for a protein of 1134 amino acids.